AGAUAUCAAUGAAUGUAUUCAAAGCAAUCCUCCAUGUUCAUGGAGCAAUGGAGUAUGUAUGAAUACAAAUGGCAGUUUUCUUUGUUCAUGUAAUAUGGGAUGGACUUUGGGUGAAGAUAACGCUAGUUGUGUUGAUGUAAAUGAAUGUGCAAGUAGCAGUCCUCCUUGUUCUUUAUUCAACGGAGUAUGUAAUAACACAUAUGGCAGCUAUUUUUGUUCUUGUAACAAAGGAUGGAUGUUGGCUCAAGAUAAUGCUACGUGUGUUGAUGUAAAUGAGUGUAUUGAAAACGUUACAUCAUGUUCCAAUGGAGGUUGUAUAACAGUAGACGAGAAACUUCGAUGUCCAGUGUACUUAGUGGCAAGUAACUCAAUCCCGUUGACAAAGGGUGCUGUCAUUGCUAAUAUACCAAUACUAGAAAAAGAAUACAUAGUUUCGUUUGAUGUUUAUCUUGCGUCUUUUACUACUGACGUUCGUAUUGUUGUUUAUUUUACCAUUGGUUUAAAUCGUUCGAAUAAUGAUAUGAUUCCAGCUCUCUUACUUUAUCCAAAUGGAAAUAUGGCUAUCCCAGCUCCUGCUAAUGGAAAUUUUUUUACCUACCCAAAUCCAAUUGCAUUAAAUACAUGGACAAAUGUUAGGAUAAGUCAAGUUCUAAUUGGUACACAAUAUGUAAAUUCAAUCCGAAUAAACGAGAACACAGUUUCUGAUUAUACUAAUGAGCAAGCUCAAGAUUUUUACAAUGUGACAGUAUAUGCUUCAGAUACUUGGUUUGAAGCUCAGGAUGGUUUUAUAAGAAACUUGUUCUUUAUCAAUGGAAAGGCUAAUAACUAUGAAUGCGAUGUUCAUCCACCUUGCUCUUGGAAUAAUGGAGUAUGUACUAAUUCAAAUGGCAGCUAUUAUUGUUCCUGCACCACAGGAUGGACAUUAGGUCAAGAUGGUAUCAGCUGUAUUGAUAUCAAUGAAUGUAUUCAAAGCAAUCCUCCAUGUUCAUGGAGCAAUGGAGUAUGUAUGAAUACAAAUGGCAGUUUUCUUUGUUCAUGUAAUAUGGGAUGGACUUUGGGUGAAGAUAACGCUAGUUGUGUUGAUGUAAAUGAAUGUGCAAGUAGCAGUCCUCCUUGUUCUUUAUUCAACGGAGUAUGUAAUAACACAUAUGGCAGCUAUUUUUGUUCUUGUAACAAAGGAUGGAUGUUGGCUCAAGAUAAUGCUACGUGUGUUGAUGUAAAUGAGUGUAUUGAAAACGUUACAUCAUGUUCCAAUGGAGGUUGUAUAACAGUAGACGAGAAACUUCGAUGUCCAGUGUACUUAGUGGCAAGUAACUCAAUCCCGUUGACAAAGGGUGCUGUCAUUGCUAAUAUACCAAUACUAGAAAAAGAAUACAUAGUUUCGUUUGAUGUUUAUCUUGCGUCUUUUACUACUGACGUUCGUAUUGUUGUUUAUUUUACCAUUGGUUUAAAUCGUUCGAAUAAUGAUAUGAUUCCAGCUCUCUUACUUUAUCCAAAUGGAAAUAUGGCUAUCCCAGCUCCUGCUAAUGGAAAUUUUUUUACCUACCCAAAUCCAAUUGCAUUAAAUACAUGGACAAAUGUUAGGAUAAGUCAAGUUCUAAUUGGUACACAAUAUGUAAAUUCAAUCCGAAUAAACGAGAACACAGUUUCUGAUUAUACUAAUGAGCAAGCUCAAGAUUUUUACAAUGUGACAGUAUAUGCUUCAGAUACUUGGUUUGAAGCUCAGGAUGGUUUUAUAAGAAACUUGUUCUUUAUCAAUGGAAAGGCUAAUAACUAUGAAUGCGAUGUUCAUCCACCUUGCUCUUGGAAUAAUGGAGUAUGUACUAAUUCAAAUGGCAGCUAUUAUUGUUCCUGCACCACAGGAUGGACAUUAGGUCAAGAUGGUAUCAGCUGUAUUGAUAUCAAUGAAUGUAUUCAAAGCAAUCCUCCAUGUUCAUGGAGCAAUGGAGUAUGUAUGAAUACAAAUGGCAGUUUUCUUUGUUCAUGUAAUAUGGGAUGGACUUUGGGUGAAGAUAACGCUAGUUGUGUUGAUGUAAAUGAAUGUGCAAGUAGCAGUCCUCCUUGUUCUUUAUUCAACGGAGUAUGUAAUAACACAUAUGGCAGCUAUUUUUGUUCUUGUAACAAAGGAUGGAUGUUGGCUCAAGAUAAUGCUACGUGUGUUGGUAUAAAUGAAUGUAUUCAAACCAAUUCUGAAUGUUCUUGGAGCAAUGGAGUAUGUACUAAUACUAAUGGUAGUUUUUUUUGCUCGUGUAGUGUUGGAUGGGCGUUGGGUCAAGAUAAUGCCAGUUGUGUUGAUGUUGAUGAAUGCUCAAGCAAUAUUCAUCCCUGUUCUUGGAGUAAUGGAGUAUGUUUAAACACACUGGGAAGCUUUAUUUGUUCAUGUAAAUAUAGAUGGAUAUUAGGAAAAGAUAACUCCAGCUGCAUUGAUAUAUGUGAAGGCUGUGAAGAAAAUAAAAACAAAGUAUGUGAUGUAAAAAGUGCUACUAAAAUGUUAUGCUUGUGUAAAAAUGGUUAUUUUUCUUUGGACAAUAUGAUGACUUGCAUAGAUGUUGAUGACUGUUCAUCAGGAAUAAAUGGCUGUAGAGAUAAUAGCAUAUGUGUAAAUACAGAUGGUGGUUACAAUUGUACUUGUCCCAUUGGUUUUAUACUUACUAAUGAUGGAAUGGGAUGUGAAGAUGUUAACGAAUGUUUACAAAAUAAAUGUGGUUUGGAUGAUAGUGUUACCUGUAUAAAUAAAGUAGGAAAUUUUAAAUGUAUUUGUCCGCAAGGCCAAUUCUUUAAUUCUUCAGUAUUACUAUGCCAAGACAUAAACGAGUGCCUUUUUACUGGAGCUGAAUAUCCAUGCGAUUCUGUUAGAGGUCAUUGUAAGAAUCGACCUUUUCCUGUGAAGUAUGUUUGCUCCUGCCCAACAGGCUGGUCAUUAUCUUCGAAAAAUACUUGUACUGAUGUUAAUGAGUGCUUAAACUGGUGUAAUGGAACAAAUAGUAGAUGUAUAAACCAAGCAGGUGGAUUUCAAUGUAUGUGUGCUGUUGGAUAUGCUUAUUCUAAUGUUACCCAUCAAUGUGAACAAGUCAAUAUGUGUACCUUAGGUUUUCAAUGUCCUAAUAAUUCAGUUUGUACCAUGACAAUACCUGGGUCAGUUUCAUGCCAAUGUUUAAAUGGAUUGAUUAUGGAUUAUAGUAGUAAUUGUGUUGAGAUAAACAAAUGUAAUGAUCCAAACAUAUGCUCUGAUAAACCACAUUCAAGGUGUGUGAACAAACAAGGCAUUGAAAUGUGGAGUUGUGAAUGUCUUAAUGGUUAUCAAGCAGUUGGUAAUUUUUGCACAUUAAUUUUAGUGGAUGAAUGUAAAAUUGCUGAGCAAGCAAAUAAAAGUUUAUGCAAAUUGAAUCAGCAAUGCAUAGAUACUACUUCAAGUUUUGAAUGUAUAUGUUUGACUGGUUUUAGUUUAAUUUCUACUGGUGACUGUGAAGAUAUAAAUGAGUGCAUAUUAAAUAAAACUGCUUGUCAAUCCAAUGCUGAUUGUGUAAACACAUAUGGAAGCUAUUACUGCAAAUGCAAAAUAGGUUUUGUUGCAGACAAUAUUAUCAAUUCUUCUUUGAUGCACUGCAAUGCUAAUGAAAGUAUCUGGAGUUCAUGGGAGCAAAUGGGUACAUGCAGUGAACUAUGUUCAACGGAUGAUAAACAAGGAAAAAUAAAAUUUCAAAGACGUUGUUUAGCAAUUGACUUCAAUAAUUGCAAUGGACAAUUUUUAAAGGAAGAACACUGCAACUCUGAGUAUUGCCAUAAUAAGAUUAGAAUUGCUAAGUCGCUUCAAUGUGAAAGGUGGUCCAAUAUGCAACCCAGCAUUAGUGAUAUUUCUGCUCAACAGAAUGAAACUUGGUUAAAAAAACUGAAAUCAUGGAAUAAAUGGAAAGUUCAAGGAUGUCAGCAAUCGUUGAAUGAUGCUAGUUUGUUAUUAAAUCAAGAUAUUAAAAGUAUAAGAAAUGAAAUUAAGCGUUUAAAUGGUUAUAAAAGUAUGUUAGUUGAUGGAAUUGAUUGCAAUACUUACAUUCAGCGUCAAGCUGGAUUUCUUAAAGAAUACAUUUCCGUUUACUCCAAAAUGACAAUGUAUGUUUCCAUAAAAGCAGCUUUAAGCAACUUAAAAUCCAGGAUUGAUUUAAAACUUAACAACUGUGCGCGUAGAUCGUCAUUAUUUGGGGUUUAUUCGAGUUUAUCACAAGUGUAAAUUAUAAUAUAAACAGCUACUUGCGUUGUUCAUUUAUUUUUGGUCUCAAUUUUUCCGCAUAUGGGCCACAAGAAUCAUCACGAUAUUUGGCGAAGUAUUGUCAUUUAACACCAGUUCAGUUCAAAUUAGUUUUAAUUUAAAAUAGAUAUGUUUGGAUUUUAUAUUUUACUAAGAACUCGUCAAACUCAAUUGCCAAACCAAAAAACAUUUUCUGCCGAGCAGACAAAGUUUUUUAACUGCUAUUCUAAAUUUACUUAAAAGAUUUUUUCGAAAAGAAAAUUAUUCAAAAAAAUAAAAUGACGUGUUAAAUAAUUGGCGGAUACCAAAGUUAAAACAUGAUUUAACAAACUAAAUGCAACUUUAGCCGAUAUGUUCUAUCACCAUAUGUCAGUGACGGAUCCAGACGAUCAAGUAAGGGGAGGAGAUUUUUCAGCAACCCCACAAAUUUUUUUAAUAUAAUUUUUGUUUGAAUAUAACUCUUUUACUGUCA
Messenger RNA from Hydra vulgaris (swiftwater hydra), 4715 nucleotides. RefSeq names its product fibrillin-1. The record is from RefSeq and is a predicted model, not a curated record. Gene Ontology annotation, molecular function: calcium ion binding. NCBI's taxonomy places the organism in Eukaryota, Metazoa, Cnidaria, Hydrozoa, Anthoathecata, Hydridae.